AUCUUUCAUCCUCCUCAGUCCUCACCUCCUUUUCAUAUUCUACCUUCCUCCUCCUCAGGGAGCAGCAGAAGGUGAGUGGGGCGAUGGAUGUGUGAAUGGGACUUCUGGGACACGUUUGGCUGCAGAAUCUGUUUGCGUGCCAAGUGGCGGCAUUUGUGUCUGUGAUGCUGAGGAGCGUCGGAUACCAUAGCAACCAGCAUGUGACACGCCUCGCACACACAAUGCAAAGUUUUACCUUCAGAGCGACAGACUAGACUUGGAGAUGGUGAAAAGGGGACAUCUCACGUCCUGCCACCUGUCCCACACUCUGAUAUGAGCCUUCAACAUUUACCCAGAAUGCACUUCAUAUUCACAUUGCUUCAUAUCGUGACACUCUGAGUGGGCACAUUGACAGCUCUUUAAUGCCUUUCGGCCCUAAAAAUGUCCCCUGGAUGUCUGCUGUUCAUACGUUGGUGGAUCUGUGCGCUCAAAGCCCAAAAACCGUCUUUCUGUCCACGCCGAGGCCUCCGUGGUGUUUGAACCUGACACGUUUGUACUGCGUCCUGCUGCCGGAGCAUUAAAAACCCCUCGCAGUGGAGCCCGGGGGCCUCGUAUGAACACAUUAAAGAGGCCACGGCGUGCCGUCGUUUGUCACCCGGAGAGAAAGCAAGCGAUUGAUAUCUGAGGAAGAGGAGGAGGUGGCGUUGUGCAGCAGAUGCCUGUCCUCACUGUGGCUUUUGUUUAAGGCCAGAGACCUCCAUCUCUCCACACACCUCCCUCUUUAACUCUUUCUUCAUCCCCUUACCCCUCUAUCCCUCUAUGUUUGUCGUCUUCCUCAUACCUCCUCCUCCCCCACCUUUUUAUUUCAGAAACAGUAAAAACUUACUGAGCUUCUCUGCUCCUAACACUCAGAUUCAGAUUGUUUCUCUUCUCUUGGAUCUUUGUGAGGUCAUAGAGACAGGGUCAUCUAAGGUGGUGCUAAAACAGCUUGUUUCAGAGCUGGAAACAGAAUAGGUCAUGUUUGGAGUAUGUUGCAUGUUUCCAACUCAUAAACAAUAAAAGAAAAGUCAAGAAAGGGAAAAUAUUCUCAUUUAGGAAGCGAAACCAGUCACGUUGCGUACUCAUUAGAUUUGAUGAGGAAGUCUUCGGUUAAUCUUUGGCUGCAUUUUGACAACUGAAACAAAUUCCAGUGUAAUCCAGUAAAAUGUGGUUAACAUCCUGGUGUUGCCUCGAACACCACCCUCCUCUCAGUCGUAGAAACUGUCAGAAAGACAGAUUCCUCCCCCAUCACCACCUCCAUCACCUCUCCUCUGCUCCAUUAACAUGAUAAAAGCCCAGAUUAAUCCCCCUCCCCUCUGUGGAGGAUAUCCACACACACUGGCGUCCUAGAUUUCUCUCACACUCACACACACACACUUUUCCUGGUGUGUUUGGUGGGGCUCCCAGGGGAGAGGUUACUCAGCAGCCACGCUUUACACCCCACGCUGCCUGCACGCGUAAACAUCCUCUUCUUCAGCCCUGAGGAUAUUAUCGCUCCUCUUUUAUUUCAUUACUCUCACACCAUCUGUUUGCUAGGACUCCACAGCCUGUAUGUAAAAGAUGGACAUACCUUCUCUGACAUCACACAUUACUUUCUCCCCCGUGUGUAAUCUCGCUGUUGUCACAAAUAAUCUGAACACUCGUGUCUCUGCAGAUGCUCACGCUGAGCAGGAAAAACCUCGCUGGAGGUUUUAUCUCUCCUUUCAGGUCAUUGUGUGUCUUAGAGUUUGUUGUCUGUCUCUUUGUGGCCAUUUCAUGUUUUUGAUUUUUGUUCUGUUAUUUCUGGGCUUCUUUAGGAUCUUAAUGCAGGUGUUUUGGUCUCAUUUUCUGUUUUUGAGACCCUCCGGUCAUCCAACAGUUACGAAGAACCUACAAAUACUUUAAGGACUACAGACAGAUGAUCAUCGAGCCGACGAGCCCGAAGCUGCUCCCCGACCCUCUGAAGGAGCCGUACUACCAGCCUCCUUACACGCUGGUGCUGGAGCUCACAGACGUCCUGCUGCACCCGGAGUGGUCGUUGGCAACGGGUUGGCGCUUUAAGAAACGUCCGGGCAUCGAUUACCUGUUCCAGCAGGUGGCGCCGCUCUACGAGAUCGUCAUCUUCACCGCAGAGACCGGCAUGACGGCGUAUCCUCUGAUCGACAGCAUCGACCCUCAGGGUUUCGUCAUGUACCGUCUCUUCAGAGACGCAACACGUUACGUGGAGGGACAUCAUAUCAAGGAUGUGUCGUGUCUGAACCGCGACAGCAGUAAGGUCAUUGUGGUGGACUGUAAGCGGGAGGCGUUCAGCCUGCAGCCUUUCAACGGCCUGGCUCUGAAGAAAUGGGACGGAAACUCUGAGGACCGAACGCUCUACGACCUCGCCAACUUCCUCAAGACCAUCGCUAUGAGCGGCGUGGACGACGUGCGUUCGGUGUUGGAGAACUACGCGCUGGAGGAAGACCCCAUCGAGGCCUUCAAGCGCCGACAGGCUCAGCUGGCACAGGAGGAGGAGCAGCGUCUGUCCGAGCUCUCCCAGCAGAAGAAACAGGGACUCUCGAUCGGCUCCAUCGCCUCGCGGUUUUGGCGCUCCAAGCAGCAGUGAGCCCCGCCCCCUCCCCUGCUCGCUUUCCACCCAUCACUCGUCCAAGGUGAGGUGAGAGAGAGGAGGGGAGAGACCCGUGUGCUGCAGGUGAAUGGUCUCCGCCGUCACGGACGUCUCAGUGGGCGGGGCUGUUGCGCUGGACCGGAGCUAGGACUUUGACUGGCCCUGCACUUCCUGGUUUUUGUGGAGGCGGGGCCUCAUCUUUGUGACACCUGAUGCAUUUUUAAGCUUCUGAUGGAGAGGAUCCAGGUCGGUCUAAACUCUGGUUGCUGGUGGUUGGAGGCUGAUCGGGGAUCAGCGCUGCCAUCGCCACUCCAGCUCCGGUCGCCUCGCCGCUCACAGGAUCUGACCUGAGAUCAGCUGUCAUCUGCCACACUUUGAGAAUGUGUAUUUUAUUUUCUAUUCCUGUGUGUGUGUGUCAGACUGUGCUGUUGGAGGCGAACGUCACAUCAUGAAUAUUGUUUAUAAUGAUACAAAUAAACAAUAAGUAGCAUUUAUGAGAGUUUGGUGAAUAUGUCAGAGCGGCGUCGGCCGCCGUGGCGUGGACGAAUGUGCGUCCAGGACGUAACAGCAAGAGGGAUGAGGUCUUUCAUUUCCACAGAGAUUGAAGUCUGAUGUUCUGUCUGUGUGAGCACAUCCUGGUGUAUGAGACGUGACGUCUGAGGAAGAACAACAGACUGUUUUGGAGGAGUGGAGGAAAUCUUAGCGACAGUGUUUGGCUCGGGGUGGCUCACCUGUCGUACCUGGUCUGGUCUUAUGAGGGCUCCAUUAGAUCAAACUAGAUCAUGUUAGCUUGCAUAGCUAGCCAAUAUUAGGCCACCAGUAGACGUGUUCAGGAGCACCUCGAGGAACACGUCAGAGAGCCCCCGACCUGCCACCCUGACUGAACGUGAUCGAUCCACAGAGAUCACCUCCACGUGACGAAGCUACCAAAGAUGCAUGCCGAGCCACGCCUGGUUCUUAUGCUGUACACAGCUGUGCAGAAGUCUUAAGCCACCUCUCAUUUCUCUCUAUUUUGCUUCCAUCCAGUCAGACUUGUCAUUUUUCAAAAAGAAUCCUCCUCCAGCUUUCUGAAGAUCUUUCAGUGUUCCCUCAUUUCCAGUCCAGUCCUUGUACCUGACCAUUUUCAGACAUUUUUUUUUGUUUCCAUUUAACUCUGACCUCAUCACUCAGGCAUUAUAAAGGCUCCGAAGUAAAGUCGUUAUGUCUCUGCACAUAACGACUUGCCAAAGAAUCCAUCUUAAAUUUUAUCUUCAGGCUCUUAGAUGAAAGCAGCCUGUCACACAAACCGAUGAUUUAUUCUAGUUUCUUUAGUUGAAUCUGUGAAUGCUGAAGAUAGUAGUUUGUCAUAAAAUGUCAUUUUUGGACCAACAAGGGAUUCUCUGAAGUAAUAGCAGAAAACCUGGCGGAUCUCGGCACAGUGUGCAGUGUGUCCUUAAAAAAAUUUGAAGAAACUGGACAAGUGGCGGACAAAACAAGUGUUCAGCCUAAAAAUCACGGGGCCUUCAGCUGAACCAUCCAAACUACACAAGAACUGGACUGAAAAUCGGUAACAACAGGUCAGAGGGAGCGAUGAAUCCAAAUCUUUGGCAGUACGUACAGAGGAGGUCCAACAGUGAGGCCACGGUGGAGGCUGGGUCUGGAUUUCGGCCAGUGACGUUUGAGAUUCAUCAGUUUUAACAAAGUACCAUCAGACUGUGAAUUUGAUCCUUCUGCAAAGCCUGACAAUGAUCCCGACGCAGUGAAAGUGCACAGUGGAGCACUCUCAGUCAUGGAUUGGCCUCCUGCAGCUUAACAUUACUGAAGCAGUGUGGGAUCAUCCCGGCAGAGCAGAACAAAAACAGAGCUUUGAGUGUCCUUCAAGAAGCCUGGAGAGAGUUUACAGCCUGUGCUGGAGAAUAAAGGUGUCCACUCAAAUACUGACUGUCACCUGUUUCUGCCUCAUGGAGACCAUGUUUCAAUAAAUUGCUGCACUUGGUUCUCAUUUUCCUGCAGAAUAUAAAGAUUAGAGGAGAGGUGUAAGACCUGUGCACAGCGCUGUACACGAGUCUGAUGUGGUGGCUCGUUCUUGGCUUUAAACAGCAGCGUGUUUUACAAAGAGGACGACGUGCUGCAUUUCUGGUUUACACUCAUUUAGGAAAAAAACAAAGACUUUCAGUCAGAUCUGCUGCAGAUAAACCGAUGAUCGCCGCCAUCCGAGGCCUCUGAGUUUUAUUCUUUCUCUAGAGCAACGAGUCCAGAAAUCAUUCGUCUCAAUGUGCAUGUUGAUGUAAACUCACCAUCGGUAAUAAACCCAGAAUAAAUCAAACCGACCAACGUGA
This is a messenger RNA of Pelmatolapia mariae (spotted tilapia), 4923 nucleotides long. RefSeq names its product translocase of inner mitochondrial membrane 50 homolog (S. cerevisiae) (gene timm50). The record is from RefSeq and is a predicted model, not a curated record. The transcript has 8 exons. The coding region runs from base 1916 to 2602 and encodes 228 amino acids. Gene Ontology annotation, biological process: protein import into mitochondrial matrix. NCBI's taxonomy places the organism in Eukaryota, Metazoa, Chordata, Actinopteri, Cichliformes, Cichlidae. Gene Ontology annotation, cellular component: TIM23 mitochondrial import inner membrane translocase complex.